This is a messenger RNA of Linderina pennispora, 1224 nucleotides long. RefSeq names its product 3-phosphoserine/phosphohydroxythreonine aminotransferase. The annotation marks the transcript as partial. Lineage: Eukaryota; Fungi; Kickxellomycota; Kickxellomycetes; Kickxellales; Kickxellaceae. Gene Ontology annotation, biological process: L-serine biosynthetic process. Gene Ontology annotation, molecular function: O-phospho-L-serine:2-oxoglutarate transaminase activity; pyridoxal phosphate binding. Gene Ontology annotation, cellular component: cytoplasm. The transcript has a single exon. The record is from RefSeq and is a predicted model, not a curated record.
GUGCUUUUCUCUCCCGAAAUCAAUUUUCACAUUCUUCCAGCACUCCACGUAGUCCAGAACAUGAUCAAUCCCGCCAGCGACCGCGUCCUCAACUUCUCUGCAGGCCCCUCGACUCUGCCGCUAUCUGUGCUCGAGGAGGUGCAGCGUGAUCUGCUCAACUACAAGGGCACCGGCGUGUCGGUCCUCGAGAUGUCGCACCGCUCCAAGCCGUAUGACGCGAUCAUCCGCGAGGCCGAGGCUACGCUGCGCCGUGUCCUCGACGUCCCCGCCAACUACGCCGUGGUGUUUCUACAGGGUGGCGGCACUGGCGAGUUCGCUGCCUCCUACCUGAACCUCUUCGCUAGCAAGUCCGUGCGCGCAAAGCAGGCAAAGCUGGGCCGGCCGCUGUCCUGCGACUAUAUCGUCACGGGCUCGUGGUCCAAGGCUGGCAUGAAGGAGGUCAAGCGGCUGGGCGGUCACAUAAACACCGUGAUCGACGGGGUUGAGGGAAAGUACGUUGGCGUGCCGCCCGUCAGCGAAUGGCGGCUGGGAAAGCCCGAGGAGACGGCGUUUGUGUAUUACUGCGACAACGAGACUGUCAAUGGCGUUGAGUGCAGGCCGGAGACGGUCGUGGAUGCGGUUGAUCCGUCGGUACCCGUGAUCUGCGACAUGUCGUCCAACAUGAUGUCGCGGCCAAUUGAUAUCAAGCGCUUCGGGGCGAUCGUUGCGGGUGCGCAGAAGAACAUGGGGCCCGCCGGCGUUACCAUUGCGAUUGUGCGCGAAGACCUGCUUGAGCGCGACGAUGAUCCGGAGGUACUGCGGGCUCUGCCAUCAGUGCUCGACUGGCAGUACUACAGCAAGGCUGGCUCGCUGCCGCACACGCCGCCGUGCUUUACGAUCUAUGUCUGCGGGCUGGUGUUCAAGUGGGUCGAGAGCCUGGGUCUGGAGAAGGUCGAGGAGCUGCGCGAGGAGCGGGCCAAGCUCGUCUAUGACACUAUUGAUUCGCACCCAGAGUUCUUCAAGGGCCCGGUCGACAAGCAGUAUCGCAGCCGCAUGAACAUUGUGUUUAAUCUGCCGACCAAGGAGCUGGAGGCGCAGUUUGUCGCUGAGGCGGCCCAGGAGAACAUGAUCCAGCUCAAAGGUCACCGCAGCGUCGGCGGAAUCCGCGUGUCGCUCUACAACGCCAUGACCAUCGAGGGCGCACAGGCCGUUGUCCAGUUCAUGCUGUCAUUUUAUGAGCAGAAU